Messenger RNA from Nyctereutes procyonoides (raccoon dog), 2365 nucleotides. RefSeq names its product 40-kDa huntingtin-associated protein-like. Bases 1 to 1758 code for a protein of 585 amino acids. Gene Ontology annotation, cellular component: early endosome. The record is from RefSeq and is a predicted model, not a curated record. Gene Ontology annotation, biological process: vesicle cytoskeletal trafficking. The transcript has 3 exons. Gene Ontology annotation, molecular function: protein binding. Lineage: Eukaryota; Metazoa; Chordata; Mammalia; Carnivora; Canidae.
AUGGGCCGGUCCCGAGGACGAUGUCGCGUGUGGGGCUGGAGGUCAGGACCAUGCCUGCGGCGUGGUGAUGGGGUGAACGCUGGUGUCCUAACAACCUGGGUGCGGGAUGGAGGGGGACACAGCUGCCGGCGUGGACUGUUGGGGGACACACCUGCCGGCGUGGACUGUUGGGGGACACACCUGCCGGCGCGAACUCUGGCGGGGACACAGCUGCCGGCGUGGACUGUUGGGGGACACAGCUGCCGGCGUGGACUGUUGGGGGACACACCUGCCGGCGCGGACUCUGGCGGGGACACACCUGCCGGCGUGGACUGUUGGGGGACACACCUGCCAGCGCGGAGUGAAUGGGGGGACACAAAUGCCGUCGUGGACUGUUGGGGGACACACCUGCCAGCGCGGAGUGAAUGGGGGGACACAAAUGCCGUCGUGGACUGUUGGGGGACACACCUGCCGGCGCGGACUCUGGCGGGGACACACCUGCCGGCGCGGACUGUUGCGGGGCCACAGCUGCCGGCGCGGAGCGAAUGGGGGACACAGGUGCCGGCGCGGACUCGAGGGGACAGGGCUUUGACGGAAGGCUGGGGGGGCGGGGACCAUCGUGACACCGGCCAAGCGGCCUCGGGGCCACGCGGGCCGGCGCCGCGACGCGGCGGCGGCGGCGGCGGCGGCGCGGGCCCGGGGCCCGAGGCCGGGGACUUCCUGGCCCGCUACCGGCAGGUGUCCAGCAAGCUGCGGAAGCGGUUCCUGCGGAAGCCGAACAUGGCGGAGGCGGGCGAGCAGUUCGCGCAGCUGGGCCGCGAGCUGCGCGCGCAGGAGUGCCUGCCGUACGCCGCGUGGUGCCAGCUGGCCGUGGCGCGCUGCCAGCAGGCGCUGUUCCACGGGCCCGGGGAGGCGCUGGCGCUGACCGAGGCCGCGCGCCUCUUCCUGCGGCAGGAGCGCGACGCCCGCCAGCGCCUCGCCUGCCCCGCGGCCUACGGGGAGCCGCUGCAGGCCGCCGCCAGCGCGCUGGGCGCCGCCGUGCGCCUGCACCUGGAGCUGGGCCAGCCGGCCGCCGCCGCCGGCCUGUGCCUCGAGCUGGCCGCCGCCCUGCGCGACCUGGGCCAGCCGGCCGCCGCCGCCGGCCACUUCCAGCGCGCCGCGCAGCUGCACCUGCCGCAGCUGCCCCUGGCCGCGCUGCAGGCGCUGGGCGACGCCGCCUCCUGCCAGCUGCUGGCGCGCGACUACAGCGGCGCCCUGGCCGUCUUCACGCGCAUGCAGCGCCUGGCGCGGGAGCACGGCAGCCACCCGCUGCGGCAGCCGCCCCCGGCCCCGCCGCCGCCCGCCCCGCCGCUGCCGCCCCCCGGCCCGCUGGCCCCGGCCCGCCCGCCCGCCGCCCCGCUGCCUGCCGGCGCCGCGCCCGCGCCCGCGCCCGCCACGCUGGGCGCCUUCUCCGACGUGCUGGUCCGCUGCGAGGUGUCCCGCGUGCUGCUGCUGCUGCUGCUGCAGCCGCCGCCCGCCAAGCUGCUGCCCGAGCACGCCCACACGCUGGAGAAGUACUCCUGGGAGGCCUUCGACGGCCACGGGCCCGACGGCGGCGGCCAGCUUCCCGACGAGCUCUUCCUGCUGCUCCAGUCCCUGGUCAUGGCCACCCACGAGAAGGACACGGAGGCCGUCAAGUCGCUGCAGGUGGACAUGUGGCCGCUGCUCAGUGCGGAGCAGAACCACCUGCUGCACCUCGUUCUGCAGGAAGCCGUGUCCCCGUCGGGGCAGGGCGUCUGACGGACGAGUCGGCGCGCGCCAGCCGCGAAGCCGCUUUCCGCCUCUGGCCGCGUGCCCGGCAUCUGCCCCGCCGUCCGACCGCGGGCGGGCGGGCGGGCGGCGGUGCCCACGGACGGGCGGGCAGGGGCCCGGCACUUGCACACCUGUCUUGCUCCUCGCCCGCCCGAGGGCCUCCACCGGACGCCGCUGGACUGCAGGCUCCCGCGUCCCACAGACUUCGUGCCGUCACUGGCGCGGCAACCACCCCAGCAUCACGGGGUCAGCCUGGAGGACUUGGCUCUCUCCCCCAAGGCUGGCCACGGGACACCGAGCGGCCCCUUUACCCCUGCCUGGCCUCCUCUUGCACCCAACCCCCCUGCGGGCCCCCACCCCCACCCCCGUACACCUCUGUUGCAAGUUGGACGGUUGGACGUUGCACACGGCUCUCGGUUCCAUUUUUUUUUUCCCCCCGUCGGGGAUCUGCUUUAGCGCAGGCCGGUGUCUCUCCAGGUGCUCACCCAGGUUCUCCUUUGUUGCCCACGCCCCACGCGUACCCCUGGGGAGCACUAGAUGGCAUGGGCCCUCGGGGCUGCUGCCCUCAAUCCACAAUAAAGCCGUUCUGAUGCCC